AUGUGCGAGUCAAAGGAAAAAACCUUUUUCAAGUUAAUGCAUGGUUCAGCCAAGGAAGAAGCAAGCAAAGAAGCCAAAAUCAGAGCGAAGGAGAAGAGGAACCGGCUAAGCCUUCUCCUGCAGAAAUCCGAGUUUCACGAGGAGCCGAAGGCCAGGAGGUCUGCGCUCUUGACUGGAGUAACCAGAGUCUGCCCGGAAGAAGCAAUGCGAUGGGGUGAAUCAUUUGAUAAACUGCUUUCCCAUAAAGAUGGACUGGAGACUUUUACCCAGUUUCUUAGAACCGAAUUCAGCGAGGAAAACAUUGAAUUCUGGAUGGCCUGCGAAGACUUCAAGAAAAGCAAGGACCCCCAACAAAUGAUCUUGAAAGCAAAAGCAAUAUAUGAGAAGUUUAUCCAGAACGAUGCCCCACAAGAGGUUAACCUUGAUUUUCACACCAAAGAACUCAUCAUGAAGAGCAUCACCCAGCCCACCCUGCACAGUUUUGACGCUGCUCAGAGCAGAGUGUAUCAGCUGAUGGAACAAGACAGCUACACGCGGUUCCUGAAGUCUGACAUGUAUGCCAACUUGACAGAAGGAAGACCUCAGAGACCCUCCAAUCUGAGAAGGCGGUCUCGUUCCUUCACCUACAACGAAUUCAAGGACGUGAAGUCAGAUGUUUCCAUUUGGUUUUAA
Pipistrellus nathusii (Nathusius's pipistrelle) is the source of this 672-nucleotide messenger RNA. The record is from the annotation of a GenBank genome assembly. NCBI's taxonomy places the organism in Eukaryota, Metazoa, Chordata, Mammalia, Chiroptera, Vespertilionidae.